AUGCUGGGGAAACGGAAACGGGAGGCUACAGUGGUCUCUCGGCCUGCUGAGCAAGAAGAUGAUCCUCUCGCCGUUCCGCCCAACUCCCACGACCUUCUCCGAAAGUAUUUUGAAGCUCAGUUCGAGCCAUUGGACGUGCCGCAGAAAGGAAAGGCUUCUGUCGCAAAUUCUCCAGAUACGGAAUCUGAUGAUGACAAGGAAGAUUCUGAAUGGAGUGGCAUCUCCGACGAUGACGGGGACGACACUUCCCCUUCCGACACGGUUCCGGAGGUGGUUGAUCAUAGCACUUCUCACAACAUAACUAAAGAUGGUUUUGAAAAAGAGCUUCGGAAACAGUUCAUGUCGGCAAAGCCGCCGUCCUCGUCUCAGAUGAAAUCUAAAACCACAGCAAAGCGGAAUACGAAUGCAUCCGACGGCGACGAAGGAGCUGAUGAUGCGAUGAAUUUGAAAAACGACCUUGCCUUACAACGCUUGCUAAAGGAGUCUCAUCUCCUUGAGUCUGUCGACGACCUCAAUCCUACCGGGAAAAAUCGUCACCGUGCACUUGAUAUUCGUAUGCAAACUAUCGGAGCAAAUGAUUCGAUCUAUAUGCAGAAAAAGAUGCCAAUGUCUCACAGAAAGGGGAUAGAAGCUAAAGUAGCAAAGAAAGACGCGACAAGACGACGCGAAGCAAAAGAAAACGGAAUUAUUCUUGAGAAGCCUACGCCGAAACGGAAGGUCAGCAGUGCGAGAAGGGAACGGGGCAUUGGCGGACCGUCCGUUGGAAAAUUUUCUGGAGGCACACUAAGAUUGAGCAAGCGGGAUCUCGCGGAUAUCCAGGGCCCACGAACAAUGAGCAAAGGCAAGAAAAGGGGUCGCAGGUGACCAGCUUAGCGGCUAAAGAACAGAUCGCCGCUGUAUCCUCCUGCCACAAAUUUUGAGUUAAUGUCAAAAUGAUUUGAUAGGAGCAGCAUUCUAUCACAAUCUGCGCCCUUACUUGACUAUUGCUGAGGUUAAAAUCCACGUGUUGGACGAGCUAUCUUCGCCCAUCAGCGGGCCCGUAUCGGAAACUUCAAGCCACCGCUUCGAACCAAGACAUGCAUGAAGCGUGUGAGGCGGAAAAAUGGCUGGUUUCAGGCGCUCGUUCCUGGCUACUGCGUGUCAGAGAUUUGCAGAAAUGCUGUUGAAGUGGUGCUAGUCCUGGCGCCGUCGACCACGCUAGAUUGGAUUUCCCCGCAGAUAUUCAGCAGCGCGUGGCGCACUAACUCCGUCUGGAUUCCGGAAAAGUCGACGAGACAAGAGAACGAAGAAAGUUUCUUCCGCUUUGGAAGUUGGGACCCUUUUUAUUUUUUAUUUUAUUUUA
This is a messenger RNA of Coccidioides posadasii C735 delta SOWgp, 1342 nucleotides long. RefSeq lists its product as uncharacterized. Gene Ontology annotation, cellular component: nucleolus. NCBI's taxonomy places the organism in Eukaryota, Fungi, Ascomycota, Eurotiomycetes, Onygenales, Onygenaceae. The record is from RefSeq and is a predicted model, not a curated record. Gene Ontology annotation, biological process: maturation of SSU-rRNA from tricistronic rRNA transcript (SSU-rRNA, 5.8S rRNA, LSU-rRNA).